CAGCAUCUCACGCACGCACACAUCUCACAUUGCACAAUCACGCGUCGAUAACACCUCACACUCACUCACUUGCACACACCCACACAAUGUUCGGCAAGCUCACCCGCCUCGCGAUCGACCUCGUCGCCAUCUCGACCCUCCUCGCCGGCAUCGCCCGGUCCACGGGAUACCACUUCAACACCCGCCGGUUCAAGGACGCGACGAUCCGUAACCUCCUCGACAGCUACCUCGCCAUCGGCGACAACGUCUUUGCUUUUGCCAGCGGCUUUGCCGUCUCAAGUUCCUUCUUCUACCGCAAGAUCGACCAGUAGAUGCAUCUUGCGCACCUGUGAUGGCAGAGACGGCAGCCAUACACCUUGCACCUCUGCCACCACGCGCCCCCGCCGCCCGCAUCCGUUCUCACCUCUUCUGGGACCUAUCUCUCUGGACCUGUGACACACACACACCCUUCCCCGGCAUACCAUUGUCUCAUAUACGUGGAAAUGUAUCCAAUGUAUCCGUUGCA
Molecule: messenger RNA, 505 nt
Organism: Vanrija pseudolonga
Lineage: Eukaryota; Fungi; Basidiomycota; Tremellomycetes; Trichosporonales; Trichosporonaceae
Exons: 3
Coding region: 87-311 (74 amino acids)
Cellular component (GO): cytoplasm
Source: RefSeq, a predicted model, not a curated record